UCGAGAAGAGGAAAAGCCGAAGAAGCAGACGCAGAGAGACGCAGACGACGGCGGCCAGAGCGACGGCCCUGAGCCGGUUACAACGGGGUGAGAUGCACCCUUAUCGCUCUUAUCGCUAUCAAUCGACUGUGGGGUUUCCAUCUGGGAGCACCGCAAAUACAAGACCAAGACUGUUCCAACUAAGUUCUGGGUUUAUCCUAGACUAGCACGUACACAAUUGAAGGAAUCAAGAACCGGAAACGAACGACUUCAUUCUUCUUUAUUAUUUUAUCGAAUCGGAUAAAGGAUAGAGAAGAAGAGAAUGGGAACCGCUGAAUUGAGUGCUUGGCUUCAGCGAUGUCGAGAAUCACGAAGGCUUGUCCUCGUGAUAGUUGCCAUCGCUUUACUACUCGACAAUAUGCUCUUAACAACGGUCGUUCCAAUUAUUCCGGAAUUUCUCUACGACAUAAAACACCCUAACGCUACUCUAAGCGAGCAUCUCGAAGGAAAUGUAAAUCAUAGAUCAGGGAUUACAACGACUACAACGACUACUGCUGCGACAACGACUAUUACAACUACCACGACUACAACCUCAUCGAUGUCAACACCGUCAACACCGAGAUGUCCUUGUCCUCUUAAUAUAUCCAAUAAUAAUUCUCCGUUGGAAUUUCUUUCUAUUACAACAAUGUCUCCGGAAUUGACAGAAUUGACAACGAUAAAUUCGACGACAUCCGAACAAAAAGAAAAGGAACAAAGGCAUAAAGAAUUAUUGGAAGAAACAGUAGCCGUAGGGAUGAUGUUCGCAUCGAAAGCCUUCGUACAAUUGCUUGCUAAUCCUGUUGUUGGACCUCUUACUCAUAGAAUAGGCUACAGUAUUCCAAUGUUCACUGGAUUCAUUAUUAUGUUCAUAUCGACGUUGAUAUUUGCAUUUGGUCGAAGUUAUGGGAUAUUAUUUUUGGCACGUGCACUACAGGGUAUUGGUUCCUCGUGUUCGAGUGUGUCAGGUAUGGGUAUGUUGGCGGAGAGAUAUCAGGAUGAUAAAGAACGUGGCAAUGCGAUGGGUAUAGCACUUGGUGGACUUGCUCUUGGUGUUUUAAUUGGGCCACCAUUCGGUGGAGUUAUGUACGAAUUUGUUGGAAAGUCUGCACCAUUUUUAGUACUCUCAGCAUUGGCUCUUGGCGAUGGACUUUUACAACUUUUGAUGCUUCAACCAUCUGUAGUGUACACGGAAGCCGAACCACCAUCUUUGAAAUCAUUGGUUACUGAUCCAUAUAUUAUUUUAGCUGCUGGUGCAAUAACAUUCGCAAACAUGGGCAUCGCUAUGUUGGAACCAAGCUUACCUAUAUGGAUGAUGGAUACGAUGGGUGCCAGUCGUUGGAAGCAAGGAGCGACAUUUUUACCUGCUAGCAUUAGUUAUUUAAUUGGAACUAACUUAUUUGGUCCCCUUGGUCACAGGAUGGGCAGGUGGUUAGCGUCGUUAAUCGGUCUCAUUGUAAUUGGUCUCUGUUUGAUGUGCAUACCUCUGGCCAGCAGUAUCAAUCAUUUAAUCAUUCCUAACGCUGGAUUAGGAUUUGCUAUUGGCAUGGUCGACAGUUCAAUGAUGCCUGAAUUAGGAUAUUUGGUAGAUAUAAGGCAUACUGCUGUUUACGGAAGUGUUUAUGCAAUCGGCGAUGUGGCAUUUUGUUUGGGCUUCGCCAUAGGACCCGCAUUAAGCGGUACACUGGUUAACACUAUAGGAUUCGAGUGGAUGCUCUUUGGAAUCGCUAUUUUGAAUUUCAUGUACGCACCCUUAAUGUAUUUCCUCAGAGCGCCGCCGACGAAAGAGGAGAAGAAGUCGCUGAUAAUCGGCGAGAAGUCGUCCGUGCGCUACGUAACGUACCAGAACGAAGAGGAUGAUCAAUAGAUCGCUAAUCAAUCGACAAACUGUGACGUUUUAAACACGGUAAAUCUCAACUCUUUUCUUUUCUUUUUAUUUUAUUAUUAUUAUUAUUAUUAUUAUUAUUAUUAUUAUUAUUGUUGUUGUUAUUAUUAUUGUUAUUGUUAUUAUUAUUAUUAUUAUAAUCACUCUCACUCUCUCACCCUCUCUCUCUCUCUCUCUCGCUCGUUCGCUCGCUUCAUAUUUCUCUUCUUCUUUUUAUUUAUUUAUUAAUUAAUUAAGUAAUUAAUUAAUUUAUUAUUUAUUUAUUUUUUUUUAAUCUAUCCAGCUCGCAAACAACGACGUAGUAAAAAUUAUAUCUUAGUGUAAUACUUUCCUUUGAUUCUAUUCGUUCGUGUAAUAUUAACGAUUUACUUCAUUAUUAUUAUUCUCUAUUCUUCAACGUUAAUAAAUAAUGUUUACACGGGGAGAAUUGAGAAAAAAAUAAAUUUAAAAAAAAAAGGAGAUAAAAGGGAGAAAAAAAAAUAUUUGGCAGUUAAAUUAGACAAUAUAUAUAUAUACAGCAUACACGUUUGAAGUUUAAAUGAAAAAUCCCGAGGAUCUUGUUAAUCUCUCCGAAUUAAUCGCGCGCACGAAUUGAUCCAAACCACCUUCUACUCUUGGUAUAUAUAUAUAUAUAAAAAUAUAUUAUUAUUAUUAUUAUAUCUAUAAAUAGAAAUUAGACACGCGUAAGUGUAUAAUACAAUCGUAUAAAUGUAUAGCAUAUACAUAUACAUACACAUAUACUUAUAUAUGUAUUACACAUAUAUAUAUAAUAUAUAUAUAUAGUACACGUGACAGUGUACGUAGGCGGGAAUAUAUUAUAUUAAUCGAAAUUAUUCAAAAAUUACGUUAAGAGAGUUCAAGUAUCGAUAUCGUAGAGAUAGUAACGUGUAUCAUGUAACUACAGGACACUUAUACUCCAACUAUUUUGAAAUUUUCUCAUUCAGUAAAGAUCGAAUAAAAGAAAAGAGAGAAAAAAAGAGAAAUAAAUAAAUAAAUAGAUAAAUAAAUAAAUGAAUCAAUGAAUAAAUAAAUAAAUAAAUAAAUAAAUAAAUAAAACAUUAAAUGAACUAAUAAAAUAAUAUAAAAUAAAAGAAAAAGCAUUUUCUCACGAGAUAUCGCAAUUAUAUCCUGCGUUACUCGACACGUGUUCAGGAUAGAGCAACCUGAUGAAAGCUAUAAAACGCGAUAAUAAAUUUCAAUGUAUAAUGCUUUUUAUUCGUAGUUCGUAAUGUUUAGAAAAUGAGGAAGGAGAGACAAGAAGAAAAAAAAAAUAAAUAAAAAAAGAAAAGAAAAGAAAAGAGAGACGAAAAUUAAAAAUAAAGAAAAAGAUCAUAUAACGUUCGAAAUUACGUAAGAAUAAGUGUGUGCGUUCGUGACAACGUUGAAAUAUCAUUAUAUCAGUGUUAAUAAUUACUAUAACAGAAGUAACGUUCGCAUAUUUGAAUUAUCGAUAAUGAUAAACUUUAAGAAAAAAAUUUAUUCCAAAAUUUAAAUAAUAAAUCGUAAUGUGUAUUUGUUGUAUCGUAAGUUAAAAUAGUAUGAAGAUUAAAAAAAAAAAAAAGAAAGAAGUAGUAGAAGUAGAAGAAAAAAGAAAUUAAAAAAAAAAAAAAGAAAAGAAAAACAGAAAAAAAAGUAAGUAAAAGUAUAAUACGCGUUAGCAAAAUACGAAUCUUCCAUUAUUCUUUAUUUAUUUCGUUUCGUUUUCUUUCGUUCACUUUAUUUUCAUUUCUUUUCUUUUCACCCCCGGAUAAAUUCUGUCACGCUCGAAGAAAGGAAAUAAAAAAAAAAAAAAAGAAAAAAAUUAACACAAAAAUUCUUUUGCACUUUCCAUAAUCUCGACAAAAUUUUUAUUCUAUUAAUAAGAAGAACCACCUGAUUUGGAUUCCCUGAAUGGCUGCAGGGAAACCGUGCGAAUUGAAAAAAGCGAUUAGGUACGAUGAAGAGUUCUUCGACUAUUAGAGAAAAAAGAAAAGGAAAGAAAAAAUGUCGUAUAUACAUAUAUGUGACAUAAUUGGCAAAAAAUUGAACGAAACGUAAAGAAAAGAAACAAAUGGAAAGAAAAAAAAAAUAUUCUUAAUAUCUCGAGCGAGAAAUCAUCCCUUGGGAGUGAAAGUAUGUCUGUUAAAAAAUAGGUUUACCAAACUUCGAGAGUCUUAUAUAAAUAAAUAUUGUAUUUGCACGUAUACUUACACAUAUACAUAUACAUAUACAUAUACAUAUACAUAUACAUAUAAAUAUACAUACACAUAUAUAUAUAUAUAUUGAUGAACAAAAAUAAAAAAAGAAGAAGAAGAAUGAAAGAAUGAAAAAAAAAGAAAUCUACGUAAAAUAAAUGAUCAUUGGAUCUCUUCGACGUGAGGGAUCACUUUAGCACGAUCGUUUCUCGAAAAAAAAAAGAAAUCUCUUGAUAUUAAAUAUGACUUUAGUUCGCUUCGCAAUCGAUUUAAAUAUAAAGAGAGAGAUUCGACAUCGAGAAAUUUUGAUAUGUGAUCUUGUGAUCUUCGAUCUCAAACAUAAACGAAGAGAAAUAAUAAAUGUUAGAAAAAAAAAAAAAAAUGGUGAAAAAUUUUGAUUGGAUCUAAUUGAAUGACAUUACGAGGCGUUCGCGAAAUUGGCGAAUUUCGUGAAAAAAAAAAAAACGUUAUGUGAAUUCGCGACGGAAAAUUUUAGAUGGAAUGGAUUAACAAUAUUAAUUAAUCUAAUUAUAAUCGUACCGUUGGGAUCUCGAAAAGAAUAUUAAUUAGAAUGCGUAGAAGCAAUACAGAAAAAAAAAGAAAAUAAAAAAUAAAAAGAGAAUUGUAAUUAAAAUAUUUACAUAGAUAAAUAAAAAAUAUAUAUAAACUAUAUAUAUAUAUACACAUAUAUAUAUAUACAUAUAAUCCUAUGUUUCAAGCAAAGAACUCUGUAUACGUGAGCAUUAAAUGUAAAGUGAUAUACGUAUAUAUAUAUAUAUAUAUAUAUAUAUAUAUAUAUAUAUAUAUAUAUAUACACGUAAUACGUAACAAAGCAAUUAGAUAUAUGAACAAAAAAAAAUAUAUGCAUCUAUAUAUAUUUAAAUGUUAGAAUUGUAUUCAAGAUCUUGAAGCAAAGAAAAAAAGUUAACCAUCGUAUAUUUGUUAUUCAAUAGAGUUUUGAACGGAUAUAAUACGUAUGUUAAAUCUCAUGAAGUAUGCAUUGAGAUCCUAAGCUACCACACAUAUAUAUAUAUAUAUAUAUAUAUAUAUAUAUAUAUAUAUAUAUAUAUAUAUAUAUAUCGUAUUGAUUAAUUGAUUAAACUGAUUAGAAAUAAUUUACGAUAUUACAAUCUGUCAUCCCUAAUGAAAAUACUGAGAGAUACAUAUAUAUAUAUUAAUACAUAUAUAUGCGUCUAUAAAAACACGAUACAUCAUAAGGGAAGCUUAUCUAUUAAAAAUUUAACGAGUUAUAAAAAAGAAAAAAAAAAUAUAUAUAUACAUUUAUCUUGCACGCGUCAAUGUAUCGUUCUUUUCGUCGUAGAUUAUAAUCGAGAGAUCCACGGACAAAAAAAAUACUCAAAAAAAAAAAAAAAAAAAAAACAAGGAAAAACAGAAAAAAAAAAUGCAAAAGAAUGAAAGGAUCGCUCGAUCAGAUCGUCUCUCGUGUAAUGAUGAACGUGUAAAGAUUUUGUUUCUCGAGAAAAUAAUAAUAAUAAAAAGGAAAAGAACAAAAUGAAAAAAAAAUCCAAACGAAAGAAAAGAAGAAGAAAAAGAAAAGAAGAGAGAAACAAAGAAAUUGAAAAAGAAGAAGAAGAAAGAAAAGAAAUAUUGCAGGGGAACAAAAAGUGUCAGAAAAUCUUGAAAAUCGAGAAAUAUUAUUUACAUAAAUUUCUUACAUCGAGAGUAACAGAGAAACAGAAAAAGAGAGAGAGAGAGAGAGAGAGAGAGAGAGAGACAGAGAGAUAUAAACGAUGGAUAAUAAAAGAAAUGAUUUCGGAGUUUGCCUACAAUCUUCCGUUGCGGAUUCGGAAAUCCACGUGGUCGCGGCUUGAUCGCUGUGCACCUACUCCCGGUACGAAACGCGAGUCAAUUCAAUUCGCAAAUAAAUUUCGCGAACGUCUACGUUUAAUAUCUCUCGCCGUUGUUCGAUAAAAAUUAUAAAGAACGAACGAAUCGAAAUUAUAAAGAACUGACGAAACAAAGAAGAACGAUUGAUUAUCGAUCGAACAAAUCGACGAUUAUUCCACCUCCCCCUCCCCCGAUUACGAAUUACGAAUUGAUCUAUGACAAGAAAGAAAAAGGGAGAGAGAGAGAGAGAGAAAAGCGAGUUUUAAAUUUGCGAGUAUUGAUGUACGAGAAAAUGAAUAAACGUGGAGAAAAAAUUUGUGUAAUACGUUCAAGAAUAACCGAUAUGGAUUAAUAAGAACGUACGAAAUCAUUUGGCGAUUUUCAGUAUUCGAGAUUUUAGAAAGAAAGUUUGUUGAAGUAUGUACGGAUCGAAAUACGAGAUGGGAUUAUAUUAAUUGAGGAUUAAAACGUGAUUGAUAGAUAAUAGGAGAUAAAGGAAAAGUGAACUAAAAAAAAAAAAAAUAAAAAAAUACAAAGAAAUAUUGGAAGGGGUGAAAGCGUGGGAAAGGGUUAGAAUGGCGGAUUCGUUUUAUCCUAGAUUGUAUAAAUAUACGUACAUAAAUACAUAGAUACGUACAUACAUACAUAUAUACGUACAUAUAUACGUAUAUGCAUAUAUACUUAUAUACAUACCACUGUGUAUUUCAUUGAUAAUCCAUUUUCAUAUAUUUACGAUACAUAUAAUAGAUGUAUUUUAAUGGAUGAUUUAUUAUGAAAAUAUUGCCGCCGCUGAGAUACCUUCAUGUCGGAUGUUCUCUUAGCUUCUUUUCGAUCCCUUAGAAGACAUUCGAAAGAUUUUUCGCACGAGCUAUUGUUAGAAAGAAAAGACAGAGAAAAAAAUAAAUAGAAAUAGAGAGAAAGAGAGAGAGAGAGAGAGAGAGAGAGAGACAUAGAGGAAGACAUAGAGUAUUAUAGAGGUAUAAAAAUCAUUGAAGAGAGAGAGAGAGAAAGAGAGAGAGAGAGAGAGAGAGAGAACAAAUAAACAAAUAAAAAUAUCGAUAGUUGCCAUUUGUUUUUUUUUUUGUAGCUUCGUAGAAUAAAAAUAUUCUUCUAUAAUAUUUCUAAAUAAUUAUUUAUUUCUUCAUUCUAAAUAAUUUCUAAAUAAUUAUUCAUUUAUUAAUUCAUUCAGUUUCCCUUUCUCUCUCUGUCUCUCUCUCUCUUUCUCUCUCUCUCUCUCUUUCUCUUUCUUUCUCCAUUUUUAUUCGCAAUAUUUAUAAUAAAAUUCUUGCGAUGAUUAAGAAAGAUCAAGAUCGACGGAUAAAAAUGUGUAUCUGUGUGAAGAAAUUUAAAAAGAAUAAAAAGAAAGAAGAAAAGGUAAAAAAGAUCAAGAUUAGAAAAAAAAAAAAAUAAGAAAAGAAAAACGAAAUAAGAAGAAAUUAAAGAAUAGUGAAAAAGAGAAAUUGUUUCUAAGGGGAAGAAGAGAAGUAAUCGUGUGUAUGUAUGUGUUUAAUGUGUUUUAAUAAUUGAUAAAUCUCAGAAUCGGCAUUAAGUAGCCGGGAUUCUUAUUAUUCGAAUUGCCGAUGCAAUCAAACUGCGAUUAAAGAAAAAAAAAGAAAAAAGAAAAAAAAAAAGAAACAGAUAUACGAAUGAAUGAAUGAAUGGAAAAAAAAGAGAUUUCCGUCGAGAGAAACAUGAAGCUGAUGUGGUACGAACGAUGAGGAUGCAGCAAAUUUUACAUUAACAUCGAAGAAAAAAUAAAGAAAAGAAAAGAAAUAGAAAAAGAAGAAGACUAAAAUAAUCACAAAAAAUUACGACGUUGUCAUUAACGUCGAUAUUAACAAUGGUGAAUCUAUUUUCUUUCUUUUUUUUUUUCUUUUUUUUCAUUGACGAUUGGCUAGCUAAUAAAUAAAUAAAUAAUUUUGUAAUAAAUAUAUAUUCGCGAAUUAAUUUUUUUGCAAAAUAUUUCGAGUCGAGUAAUUUAAAAAAUGUCGCAACAAAAUUUCUAUAUUUAACUCUUUCUCGUAGGUAAUCUAUCUUCGUAGUAAAAAAAAGAGAAGAAAAGAAAGAAAAAAGCAAUGAAAAACAAAAUUAAAGUUAAUCGAUCUAAUUUUGUUUGAAACUGGUGCGAAAUUGAUGUAAUUAAAAAUCAAUUUUUUCAAUAAUUAACAAAACUUCGAUUAAACUUUUUGGAAAUUUACGGAUGACUUAAACUUAAAAGUAUAAAGAAUUUAUAUAAUUCUUAAAGAAUAAAAAAAAAAAGGAAAAGAAAUAAAGGAAAGAGAAAGAAAUUUUAUCUACAAUCUAAUCGAAAUCAACUGUUGUGACUUUUGUAAUAAUUUUUCUAUUUCAAGAUUGUUUAAAGAAUUUUAAAUAAAUAGACGAUCAAAUUCUCUAACAAAAAUUUUGAGAUUCUAUUAAAAAUGAAAUAUAGAUAAAUAACAAUAUUCUAUUAUAUCUAUCUAUUAUAAAUAAUGUUAAUGUUUUUUUCGUGUUAUUGCAAGGAUUUGAAAUCCCAAUUUUUUUUCUUUUUUUUUUCUUUCCUCAAUGAUAAGCAAAACUAUAAAUAAACUUUUUAAAGUUUCCAUUUUAAUGAUUUAUGAAUCACGGGUUCGCCAUUGCUACACUAUAUUCAUAUGAUACGAUUAUCGUUAUUAAUUUGAUUAGAAUCAUUAGUUCGAUUAACAAUAAUUAACAAUUAUAUAAUUAACAAUUGAACGUUGUAUUUUAUCGUGAAAUCAAUUCUUCGUUAUCAUAUAUUUUUAAUGAUAUCGCUUAUUAUGAUUUAAAAAUUAAUUAAAGUUAAAAACAAAUUAUUAUAAUUGUAAUUCUACGAAAUAAGUAACGUAUAUAUCUAUAUAUAAAUUUCUAUAUAUAAUUUCAAAAAAGAAAAAAUAUAUAUAUAUAGAAAAAUAGAUAUAGAUAUGUAGUAUUUAUUUAAAUAUAUAUAUAUAUAUAUAUUAAAUAAUUAACUCGUAUCAUAUUAUUAACUAAGAAGAAGAAAAAAAUAGAAGAGAAAGAAAAGAAGAAGAAAAAGGAGAUGAAAACUUUUUGCUUUUGCAUCUUCACGUUGCCUCUCGGCGAGAUAUAAAUAAACGAAGCAAAGAUCAAUCGAAUGUUACGUUGGAAGUAUCCCAGAUUUAUAAGGACAAAAAAAAUUAUAAAAAACAAAGUUUUUGAAGAAAAUAAUUAGCGAGUUACUCGUCGUUGGCUGCUAUUGUGAACAGACAAUAAGCAAUGAACAAAAAACAAAAAAAUGAGAGAACGAAAUAAUAAAAAAAUAAAAAAAAAUUAAAAAAAUAAAAAUAAAAUAAAAAUGAAAUAAAAUAAAAAAGACAAAAAAGAAAGAAAGAAAGAAAGAAAAAAAUACAAAAUGUGUUGAAACUGCUUUCCAAACCUACGUUAUACAAAAUGGAGGAGAUAGAUCUAUAUGUAAUACGUGUUGUUUUUCAUUAGACGAUUUUUGCGUUAUUUUGUCGUUUCUUUAUCUUGCGACUGAUGCUUGCACGGGAACCGUGUAUCAUAUUUCGUGGUUGACAACAAAAAAAAAAAUU
This is a messenger RNA of Vespula vulgaris, 9473 nucleotides long. It is a transcript of the gene Vmat, whose product is annotated as synaptic vesicular amine transporter. Gene Ontology annotation, cellular component: terminal bouton; synaptic vesicle membrane. The coding region runs from base 302 to 1882 and encodes 526 amino acids. Gene Ontology annotation, biological process: transmembrane transport; aminergic neurotransmitter loading into synaptic vesicle. NCBI's taxonomy places the organism in Eukaryota, Metazoa, Arthropoda, Insecta, Hymenoptera, Vespidae. The record is from RefSeq and is a predicted model, not a curated record. The transcript is spliced from 12 exons. Gene Ontology annotation, molecular function: serotonin:sodium:chloride symporter activity.